Culex quinquefasciatus (southern house mosquito) is the source of this 721-nucleotide messenger RNA. It is a transcript of the gene Rpb7, whose product is annotated as DNA-directed RNA polymerase II subunit RPB7. The record is from RefSeq and is a predicted model, not a curated record. The coding region runs from base 113 to 634 and encodes 173 amino acids. Gene Ontology annotation, cellular component: P-body; RNA polymerase II, core complex. Gene Ontology annotation, biological process: transcription initiation at RNA polymerase II promoter; positive regulation of translational initiation; positive regulation of nuclear-transcribed mRNA poly(A) tail shortening. Gene Ontology annotation, molecular function: translation initiation factor binding; single-stranded RNA binding; single-stranded DNA binding. The transcript has 3 exons. NCBI's taxonomy places the organism in Eukaryota, Metazoa, Arthropoda, Insecta, Diptera, Culicidae.
CUUGCACGUUGAAAUGACAAGUGUCAAACAUCUCAAAACAAACGCCGAAGCGGCAUUUUACAAGCCCAGCAGAUUUUCCAGGAUUUGAAAAGAAUUUUAUGAAAAUAACAUCAUGUUCUACCACAUAUCUUUGGAACACGAAAUCCUGCUUCACCCGCGCUACUUCGGUCCGCAGUUGAUCGAAACCGUCAAGCAGAAGCUGUACACCGAGGUCGAGGGCACCUGCACGGGCAAGUACGGGUUCGUGAUAGCGGUCACCACGAUCGACGACAUCGGUUCCGGUGUGAUUCAGCCGGGCCAGGGCUUCGUGGUGUACCCGGUCAAGUACAAGGCCAUCGUGUUCCGGCCGUUCAAGGGCGAGGUGCUGGACGCGGUCGUGACCCAGGUCAACAAGGUGGGCAUGUUUGCGGAGAUUGGCCCGCUGUCGUGCUUCAUUUCGCACCACUCGAUUCCGGCGGACAUGCAGUUCUGCCCGAACGGAAACCCGCCGUGCUACAAGUCCAAGGACGAGGACGUGGUGAUUGCGCUCGAGGACAAGAUCCGGCUGAAGAUCGUCGGUACCAGGGUGGACGCCACGGGAAUUUUUGCGAUCGGAACACUUAUGGACGAUUAUCUCGGACUGGCUUGUAGUUAAAUUAUGAUUAGGCACUUUUAAUUGUAACAAAGAACGAUAUUUCCACGUUUGUCUAAUAAUGAAAUCUAACUUUUAAGGUAUACAAAA